AUGCUGUACAUCGAGGAGCUUCGUGGAAAGCUGCUGGCUGGUGCAAACGCUCUGUUCUGGCUUAAUGUACUGCAACCGAUGGUACAUCCUGCGUAUUUAUCGAGACAAGAAGCCCGAGAAGUUUUGCUGUUGCUAUUGGAGGAGCUUAGAAAUGCUGACGGUGUUUGCGAGCUAGAACCGCUGUUUCAAGGCGUGAGUACGUUAGCGCUCUGUGGUCACGAGAUUGCUGCAAAUGAGGCUUUGCAGCUGCUAGCAGUCUUUGCUAAGCAAAAUACAGUAUUUGUAAACAAAAGAGGGCUACACCCAUGGGGCUCUCCAUCGUCACCUCUGUGGGUCUUCUUGCUCCGCUGGAAAUUUCAAGCGCAAGAGAACUGCCUAAAGCAUUUUGUGAACGGUUUCGUAGCCGUUCAUUAUGCUGAUAAGAGACUGGCACAUGGUAGUUGA
Peronospora belbahrii is the source of this 444-nucleotide messenger RNA. Lineage: Eukaryota; Oomycota; Peronosporomycetes; Peronosporales; Peronosporaceae. The record is from the annotation of a GenBank genome assembly.